CAUGUACAAAAUAUCUCCAAAGUUCAAAAUAAGUCGUAGAUAUCAUCAGAGGAAAGACGAUGAUGGUCAAAUGUCUUUCCUCGAUAGCGGGGCUUAUCGGAGAACUUAUCGGAGGACACCGAUAGUGUCUAUGGAAACAGCAUUAACAUUAUAACUCAUUACUCGAUGGAAAUUAUAAACUUCAAUAUCAUAAAAACUCUCUUUUGUCUAUUUUUCCCCCUUCAGUUCUGAAAUCUCUUCUCAAAGUAAAGUUGGCUUUUAACGUUUUUGUUUCUCAACCGUUUCCUGGAAUAACGCAAGAUGGCUUUCGAAACUGAAUACAAGACUGAAGAUGUUGCUGUAACAUCUGUCCCAUCCGAUGAGAUUGAUACCACUUUUCGUUCAUCCUGUAUUGGUAAGUCAUAAUUUAUGUUGGUGUUACAUUUCUUGAGACAAGAAUGGCUUGAUGAUUUUUAAAAACUGUCUUGCUUACAAGUAAGAGCAUGGGAGAAAAGCUGUCUACUCUUUCAAUAGAUAACAUGUAUGCUACAAGCUGAUAUAGAACACCUCAAGCGGGGUGAAGUUGUGCUGUCAGGUGCGAUAUCAAAUGGUUCAAAUUUUCGAAAGUUUCAAUAACAAGCUCCACGUUAGUUCUUUGACUAAUCAUUCAUCCUAGAUCUGGUAUCUGGUACGCUUGGUGGAAAAGUUCUUUCAUUCUCAGAUGAAUGGUUUGCGGAAGCAAAUAAUCUUCUUACUCCUACCCCACCCAUCAGACAACCAGGAAAGAUGGUAUAUACCGGUGCAUGGUAUGAUGGGUGGGAAACUCGUCGACAUAAUACUGAGCCUUUCGAUUAUGUCGUGAUUCGCCUUGGAGUUGCUUCAGGAACAGUCGAGGGAAUUGAAGUUGACACAGCUUUCUUCUCUGGAAAUCAUGCACCUGCCAUCUCUGUUGAAGGUGUAUUUAGUGACAACGAUGAAGAAGUGAUUGGAUGGAAAGGUGGUCGAGGAAAAUGGGAGACAAUUCUUGGUCUUCAAGAGUGUGGUCCUUCCAAGAGAUUUGGGUGGAAGCUUACCGUUCCAACCACAAAAGCCUUUACCCACGUCAGACUCAAUAUGUAUCCAGAUGGUGGAAUUGCUCGAUUCAGACUCUUUGGUCACGCCAUACCAGUUUUCCCAGAAGACAAAAGUGCCAUUUUCGAUUUAGCUGCCGCUCAAAAUGGAGCAGUUGCUAUCUCUUGUAGUGAUCAGCACUUUGGAGUCAUCGCCAACCUCAUAUUACCCGGCCGUGGCAAAGAUAUGGGAGAUGGUUGGGAAACAUCAAGAUCUAGAGGAAAAGAUCAUGUGGAUUGGGCUAUCAUCCGAUUGGGUGCACCAGGCACUAUUGAAAAUCUGAUUGUUGAUACAGCAUUCUUUAGGGGCAACUUUCCACAAAAAGUGAAGGUUGAGGCUAUAAGUUGGAAUGGUGAAGGGGAGCCUAGUAACUCAGCUGAAGGAUGGACUGCGGUUAUUGAGCCCAGUAAGACUAGUGCUGACAAGGAGCAUGAAUUUGAUUCCUUGGUAAAGGAUAAAACAUUUACGCAUGUUAAGUUAAUUAUGAUUCCAGAUGGAGGAGUCAAAAGAAUUAGGGUGUUCGGAAAGAGAAGUGUUUAGAUGAGAUAGGGAGAAAAUACUCACAAUACUCACAAUACCACAGGAGUUUUAGCCCCUGGUGAAAAUUGGAAGAAACAACAGUUGAAACAAAGCUUUGAGCAUGGAAGAAGUAAAUGAAAACUAUAACAUGAUAUUACUCCUUGCCACUGCCCUGACGGCUCAUUAAUAGGUUUAUCCAUAUUAGAUAUAUUUCAAGUCAUAAAACAAUUCCCACAUCUAAUUCUCAUUUAUAGGAAACAAUGGUAAGGCUGAAGACUAACUUAACUGCCCACUGCCCUCCCUUCCAUACCUUAGUGAAACCUUGUAAACGCUCGGACAAUUUCCCAAGAU
Messenger RNA from Sclerotinia trifoliorum, 1959 nucleotides. NCBI's taxonomy places the organism in Eukaryota, Fungi, Ascomycota, Leotiomycetes, Helotiales, Sclerotiniaceae. The record is from the annotation of a GenBank genome assembly.